Mercurialis annua (annual mercury) is the source of this 1693-nucleotide messenger RNA. RefSeq names its product polyadenylate-binding protein RBP45C. The transcript has 7 exons. The record is from RefSeq and is a predicted model, not a curated record. NCBI's taxonomy places the organism in Eukaryota, Viridiplantae, Streptophyta, Magnoliopsida, Malpighiales, Euphorbiaceae. Gene Ontology annotation, cellular component: cytosol. The coding region runs from base 133 to 1377 and encodes 414 amino acids. Gene Ontology annotation, molecular function: mRNA binding.
UUCCUUUCUUUCGUUACCCUUAUUAUAAGGUCAGGGAUUAGGGAACAAACAUUAUAACAAAAUCCCUAAUUUUCAUUCCGUUUUCUUCAGAUCCGCCCAUCGAUUAACCUAAUCCCCAAUCCGGUCAACAUCAUGAUGCAGCAACCGGGAGCAGGAGCCGGCGGUGUACCGCAACAAGCAGCAUCAGCAGAUCAGCAGCAACAGUGGAUGAUGAUGCAGCAGCAGCAAUCGCAGCCUGUUCCGCCGCCUGCUGGAUGGACCCCACCCCCCGUCCCUCCUCCGGCGCAAUACGGCGCUGUUGCCGCUGGGGCAUCUCAGGGCAGUGAGAACGAUAUUAAAUCGCUUUGGAUUGGUGAUUUGCAGCCCUGGAUGGAUGAAAAUUAUAUUUUCAAUAUCUUCGCCGCCACCGGAGAGAUUGCAUCAGCUAAGGUUAUUAGAAAUAAGCAGACAGGCCUGCCCGAGGGCUAUGGUUUCAUAGAGUUUGCUUCUCGUACAGCAGCAGAAAGGAUUUUGCAGACAUAUAAUGGUGCUCAGAUGCCUAAUAGUGAGCAGAUUUUUCGGCUAAACUGGGCUACUCUUGCGGCUGGUGAAAGGCGUCAAGAUGACGGUCCAGAUUAUACUGUUUUUGUUGGAGAUUUAGCUCCUGAUGUUACUGAUUAUUUAUUGCAAGAAACUUUCAGAGCUGUUUACCCAUCUGUAAAAGGUGCAAAAGUUGUCACUGAUAGGCUUACAGGACGUACUAAGGGAUAUGGGUUUGUGAGAUUUGGUGAUGAAAAUGAACAAAGGAGAGCUAUGGUUGAAAUGAAUGGACAGUAUUGUUCUACUAGGGCUAUGCGAAUUGGUCCGGCUGCUACAAAGAAGCCUGCAGUUCAGCAAUUUCAGAAAGCACCCUUCCAGAGUACUCAAGGAACUCAAGGAAGCCAGGGAGAGAAUGAUCCCAAUAAUACCACAAUAUUUGUGGGUGCCCUUGACCCAAGUGUUACAGAUGAUUAUUUGAGACAAGUGUUCAGUAAAUAUGGUGAGCUUGUGCAUGUGAAGAUACCUGCUGGCAAGCGAUGUGGAUUUGUGCAGUUCGCUAACAGAUCCUCUGCAGAGCAAGCUCUAUUGAGCUUGAAUGGAACACAGUUAGCAGGUCAAAGUAUUCGUCUUUCAUGGGGCCGCAGUCCUUCAAACAAGCAGGCUCAGCCAGAUCAAAGCCAGUGGAAUGGUGGCGGUGGUGGAUAUUAUGGGUAUGCUGCUCAGGGAUAUGAUGCAUAUGGAUAUGCACCUCCCCAAGACCCUAACAUGUAUUAUGGUGGCUAUCCUGGAUAUGGAAACUACCAGCAACCAGGUGCUUACCAACAGCCGCAGCAGGUUUACCAGCAGCCACAACAGUGAUAUAUUCUGUUGCUAGAUGAAACACGAAGACGGGGUCAAUUCCUCGACAUUAUAAAUUGAGGUUGCAGUUGUUUGCUCUACAUGGGGUGUUGUAUAAUGCUCUUCUUGGUGUUUGGAACUAGGCUUCAAACCAUUUUGUCUUUAGCCUUAGACUAUAGAUGACUAGUGUGUUUGAAGGCAUAAUCAUGAACUUGCCAGAUAUUGGUGUUGUGCUGUUCAAUGGAUCUUCUUACUUUUUUUCUUCUAUGUUAUUUGUUUGUGCUUACUGUUGGUGUACUAUGGAUUUGCUAUUUAUGCUGAUGUUUCAUUUCUUAAA